Fulvia fulva is the source of this 945-nucleotide messenger RNA. RefSeq names its product D-2-hydroxyacid dehydrogenase. NCBI's taxonomy places the organism in Eukaryota, Fungi, Ascomycota, Dothideomycetes, Mycosphaerellales, Mycosphaerellaceae. The coding region runs from base 1 to 945 and encodes 314 amino acids. Gene Ontology annotation, molecular function: NAD binding. The record is from RefSeq and is a predicted model, not a curated record. The transcript has a single exon.
AUGAAGCUCCUCUACCCAACCUCCCUAGUCCUGGACAUCGAUUCCCUGAAAGGUUUCGCCCCGGAACUCCACUCCUAUGACGUCAAGCAGCCAAUCCCCGAAAACCUGAUCGAUGCCGAGAUUCUGGUGACCUGGAGCAACAGCGCCGAUAACCUCAAAGAUGCCGCAGGACGUAUGAAGAAUCUCAAAUGGAUCCAAUCUCUCGCUGCCGGACCGAACGAUGUGCUGAACGCUGGGUUUGAUAGUCAAAAGAUCACGAUCACCACGGGAUCUGGACUCCAUGACUUCACAGUGGCGGAACAUACCCUCGGCCUACUGCUCAAUGCUGCGAGAAAGUUCUACGAGAUGCGAGACUACCAGCUUCAAUCGCAAUGGCCGCAACAUCUUGGUGGACCUCAACCGGAUAGGCCGAAGGGCAGUUUCACGAGUCUGAGAGGUGCGAAUGUGUUGAUUUGGGGUUUCGGAAACAUUGCCAAGACUUUGACGCCGUUGUUGCGAGAGUUGGGUGCGAAUGUUCGUGGUGUGGCGAGGAGCGCUGGCGUGAGAGAAGGUGUCGAGGUCAUCUCGGAGGAGCAGUUGCCCAAAGCAUUGGGCGAGACUGAUGCGUUGGUCAUGAUCUUGCCCGGUAGCGAGAGCACGAACAAGGCGCUCAAUGCGGAGCGAUUGAGCCAGCUGCCAGACCAUGCGUGGGUUGUCAACGUAGGUCGUGGUAUGUGUGUCGACGAGGAUGCGCUGGUGAAAGCACUGAAUGAGGGGAAGAUCGGUGGUGCUGCGCUGGAUGUGUUUGUGAAAGAACCGCUGCCCAAGGAGAGUGCGCUGUGGAAGGCGAAGAACUGUGUGAUCAGCCCUCAUGCUGCUGGUGGGAGGCCACAGGGCGCGGAGGAGUUGAUUGCGUACAAUUUGAGGAGGCUGCUGGCUGGUCAGGAGCUGAAGAAUGUGAUCUAA